CUCUAAUUUCAUUAUCGUGUGUCAAAACUCAAAAACUCUCUCUCAAACCAAAACCACCGCUUCUCACUUUCUCUCUCCUCCUCCUCCAUGGCCGGUAGAGGCAAAAACAUCGGCGCUGGUGCAACCGCCAAGAAAGCCGUAUCUCGCAGCAGCAAAGCCGGCCUUCAGUUUCCCGUAGGAAGAAUCGCGCGUUUUCUCAAGUCCGGCAAGUAUGCUGAGCGUGUCGGUGCUGGCGCUCCUGUCUAUCUCGCUGCCGUUCUUGAAUAUCUCGCCGCUGAGGUGUUGGAGCUGGCUGGAAACGCAGCAAGAGACAACAAGAAAACAAGAAUAGUACCGCGUCACAUUCAACUUGCAGUGAGAAAUGAUGAAGAGCUGAGCAGACUGCUCGGCGAUGUGACCAUUGCAGCUGGUGGUGUUAUGCCGAACAUCCACAACCUUCUCUUGCCUAACAAAACUGGCGCUAAGGCUGCUCGCGAAGAAGAGUGAAUGAUCUCCGACAGUUUUCUUUCUGAGAUCAUGUAGAAAUGAACAUACCAGCAAAUAGUUUUACGAAAAGGUCUUUUAUAUUCUUAGGAUGAAAUCUAGUUUCAAGUUUCAAUUUGUCUAGUUUCAGUGGUUUCUGUAGAUUUAGAAUCUGCUAGGAUGAUGUACUCUUUUGACAAAUUUCUGGAAUAGAGUAAAAAUUUUGACA
Messenger RNA from Beta vulgaris subsp. vulgaris (sugar beet), 691 nucleotides. Its product is annotated as histone H2A.6. The coding region runs from base 88 to 486 and encodes 132 amino acids. Gene Ontology annotation, molecular function: structural constituent of chromatin; protein heterodimerization activity; DNA binding. The transcript has 2 exons. The record is from RefSeq and is a predicted model, not a curated record. Lineage: Eukaryota; Viridiplantae; Streptophyta; Magnoliopsida; Caryophyllales; Amaranthaceae. Gene Ontology annotation, cellular component: nucleosome.